Messenger RNA from Loa loa (African eye worm), 297 nucleotides. RefSeq lists its product as hypothetical. The transcript has a single exon. The record is from RefSeq and is a predicted model, not a curated record. Lineage: Eukaryota; Metazoa; Nematoda; Chromadorea; Rhabditida; Onchocercidae. Bases 1 to 297 code for a protein of 98 amino acids.
AUGGCGCUAUCAGUAAUGCUGUUCGAUCGUCGGCUGGUUGCUUUGAACAGCGUUCCGCAGGAGGACGAGGAGGAGGAGGAGGAGGAGGAACGAUGUGCUUUGGCUCUCCGUGGCCGAUCCCAUCUCGGCGACAGCCACUGCCAGCUGUCUUUUCCUCACCUUCCCCCUUCACUUCUGUUCUUACCCCGACACCGCCGUUCUUUACCCUCUGCUUCGACACACACACACACACAUACACACACACCCACACACACACAUACACAUUGCAUGUGCAAAUAUUUAUUUCAUUAUGGAUGA